GGAGCAGGGAGUCUGAAAAAAACUACUUAUAAACUAUCGAUAAAAUAAUAAUUAUUGAGAGAAAAUACCAUGGCCUGAAUUGGUCGUUAUAUUUCGGUGUGUGGAUAUUACAUACGGCGCGUUAACUGCAGAAAUUCCUCAGUGACUAAAACAGUGAAGAAAGUUCAUUCAGACAACUUUGAAUGGGAAAUCAUGAUUGAUGACUUUUUCGACGACUUUUUCGAUGACAAAGGCACAAACGCAUCAGUCAAGUCAGUUCCCGAAAAUGAGAUACUUAAGAAAACGAACGCGAAGGAGCUUUCGGACAUCGUAAAUCAGACGAGGAAACUAGCACUUCAAGUUGAAAACAAGAAUAGUUCUUCUGACAAGGAAACUACUUAUUCCGAGUCAUUCGAGGAAGUGGAUAAAGACAGCGAGUCCAGAGAAAAGACGACCGACUCAAAAUCCGCAUCGAGUAAGACCGAAACCAGUUCGGAAAACGAGAGAACGAGAACGCCGGAUUCCACAGCGUCACAUUCCAAGUCUCAAAUUUCAGCGCAAACAUCUUCGCAAAGAGAUAGCUCAGUCUCCCCCGAAGAACUCGAUUCACAGAAAACGGGAACCUACAGCAUCGAAGAGGGGGAACUCAAGGAUAUAGCUCGUGAAAAGAGCGAAGGAAGUGACCGAUCUCUCAGCGACGAUGAGACCCUUCCGAGUUCUCGGUCUCAGGACAUUUCGGUCUCGACGGUGACCGAGAGACCUCCUCGGGGCCUCUCGUGGGAGGUCUGGUUCCUCCAGAAAUACCAACAAAAGGCGGAGGAGAGCCAGGAGGAAAUUGCCAAGAGGAAAGAGGAGGAAGAGAUAGCAGAACGAGAGAGAGAGAAGGCGAGGCGGUUGAAACUCAGAAGCCAGAACGAAGUGACGAAGUGGCUGCAGAAGAAGAGAAAGGAAGAAAUCCAAAGGAGAAGGGAAAGGAAAAGAGCAGAAGAGUUGAAGCUAGAAGAGGAGGAGAAAAAGACGAGAGAGAAACAGAAAUUAAAGCGUAGGGCAAGGGCAGCGUACAGGGAAUGGAGAGAAAUGAAAGACCAAGAGGAAGAAGAGUCAAAGAGAAGACAGCAAGAAGAAGAAGAGGAAUGGGCGAAGGCGCAGCAGAGGCGUCUCGCGACCUCGUCCCAAGCCUACGUGUCGUGGCUGAACUCCCACCCACGAUUCUCACGGCGGUACGACUCGCGGGCGUACUCUGGGGGGAGGGUCGUGACCUACUAUGACCGGGGUCGUCCGUCAUCACCCACUAUGGUCAAUCCGGUGCCGUGGAGGAGACUUUGAGAUGGUUAUAUGUUUUUUUUUUUCUCUGAUUUUUCAUAUGGUUUGGUUUAUAAGUUUUUUUUUCUCUG
This is a messenger RNA of Penaeus vannamei (Pacific white shrimp), 1373 nucleotides long. RefSeq names its product coiled-coil domain-containing protein 34. Lineage: Eukaryota; Metazoa; Arthropoda; Malacostraca; Decapoda; Penaeidae. The record is from RefSeq and is a predicted model, not a curated record.